This is a messenger RNA of Drosophila serrata, 2767 nucleotides long. RefSeq lists its product as uncharacterized. NCBI's taxonomy places the organism in Eukaryota, Metazoa, Arthropoda, Insecta, Diptera, Drosophilidae. The record is from RefSeq and is a predicted model, not a curated record.
CCAAAGGCCCAGCGAAAUAUUGUGUGUGGAAUCGAACUCUGCGCGCAAUGAGGAAUAGUUAUUGUCAUCAUCUGCGCCACAGUAUUUUCGGGAACAACGGGAAGGCACCAGAGUUGUCGUUAUCGCUGCCCUUCAGGUGCUGGGCAGCUAAAAUCUCGAUCCGGUUAUAAAUCCAGCGACCAGUUCACUGCUUUCGGACAACCAACCAGCAACGUCCAAUGCCUGUUCCAAUAGCAAAGACACCGAAUUAGAAAAGUAACCAACCAUAAGUCGGCGGAGGAGCAAAGUCCGGUGGCCCCACAGACCGUUCGAAAUGGCGCCCUUCAAGCUGAAGUUCCGGAUGGGGAGCUCGCGCAGCACCUCGCAGGAGCACGAUCCAGACCCGCAGGUGAACGAGGCGCUCCUGGGCACCCAGCAGCAGCAGAAUCAGCCGCAGCCCCUGCAGGAGGCGGUGGAGGCCAGCAGCAGCUCCAGUCUCGAUCUGGCGGAUUGCAGUAGUCUCGGCCAGAUGAGCAGCGAGCGCAAGUUGCUGCUGCCGCCCACCAGCAACAGCAUGCGUUUGGGAUACCUUAACCAAAGCCGCACUCCGUGCAUCAACGAAUCACUGACGGAUGCGGAUGCUGACAACGUGCCCACCACCCCACCGCCUUCCUAUGAGCAUGUGCUAGAAGAGAACACUCGGCUGUCCCAGCAUCAGCGGCAGUUAUCCCUGGAUAGCGCUACGCCCAACCAGAACAGCCGACGAAGCUCGGCCAACAGCUCGCGACACAGCGCCGCCCAGCUAGGUGCCGCCUUGGAGCAGCUGGCCGGGAAUGGGGGCGGCAGCAUCUGCAACGACCCGGACUGCAGGCAGAACCUAAACCAGAACUACGCCAGCUGCAGCGCCAGUCACUGCAGCAAUAUAAGCAACGGCAACGGCAACAUUACUAGCAGCCACAGCGGCAGCAACCACAACAAUAACAACGACGGGGAGGAGAUCAUCGAAGGAGUCACCGAGCUGGAGCUGCGCAGCGACAACGAGGAGCAGCUGAGCAUUAACGAAUUUCUCCUCGAAACGGAGAUGGCGGCGUCACCUUCGCGCUGCACGGAUGAGCGGUAUGGCGCAUCGGCGGAGGGCCAGGGGCAAAGUCAGUGCUCGGAUGACCAGUGUGCACAGUGUAGCGAGGAGCGGGAUGGCGAGGGUGCGUGUGAGUCCGCCUACGACGGGGAUGCGGCCAGUACCAGCAGCCAGGCGGCAUCGGCUGCUGCAGUGGGUGGUGGACACAACUUUUACGAUCCCCUCCUGAAUCGAGGCAGCUAUGCCAACUACAACGAAGGUGGGAAUGCGAGUUCUAGUUCCGGCAACCUUCAAGGCCAACUGUGCCAGGACGCAUGCUGCACCGGGUCCGCCUCAGGAUCGACUGCCUCUCGCAGUGGACGGCGGGGCCAGGGUCAGCAGUCGUCCAGUCGGCAGAACAACCUCCUCACGCCCGAAAUGAUGAGCAACAAGACGAGCAAGGAGAUCUACAAGGACCUGGCCAAGCAGUGGGGCAUCACCUGCAAAAUGUCGGAGAGCUGUCGGUGCAUGGACUGUCAGAGUCAUUACUUCGAUUGCGACUACGAUGACAACGAGCACCAAAAGACGGAUGGAGGACUGGGCGCUGGCACGCCCAUGUUCAUUAGCGAGGUGAUGCACGGCUCCGGCUGCAACAUAUUGUAGGGGGAUUCCCGGAAUUCCAAACAAGGAUUUGCUGAACAUCUACAAUUAUUUCUUUGUAUAUCGCAUAAGUCUAUACGGGCGACCGGUUAGGGGCAGGAGCCAUUUCACGUUAUUAGCACUGAAUGUUUGCACAUUAUUUUAAGGUAAUGCUGCACUGAUAUUUGUUUAUUAUAAGGAAUCGGGAAGGAACAUUUGUGUAAUGCCGCCUUAGGGCUUUAAAAGUGGGGAAUUUAUGUCAAAGGUAUAUUUUUGGUGUUAAAAGAAAUCGCGGAGCCGACAUUUUUAACUUGAAGACGAACGAAUAAUGAUAAUUACUGAUAGGCAAUUACCCACCUUGCAGAUGAACAUCUAAAUAUCCUUGAGUGUGUUCUUUUUCUAGGGCCUUUGAUCGCUUGAACAGUGAAUAUUAGACAUUUUUUUGGCUUGACCUCUCGGUUUUUUCCAAAUUACACCCCCCAAAUGGCUUGUCCCUCUCCUCCCUAAAUAUUUAUAUAUUUUUCUAACUGUACAGAAGAAUUGUAGAGGUCAAUGAGCACGACGAACGGCAUUCCUGUGCCAUACGCAAACGGAAUCUUUCCAAGCAACGCUUUUGUAUAAGUGGAGGAGCCGCGGCCGGAGCUCUAGGCGUUUCCAAAACAACUUGCUAGGGUUCUAGGCGGAGUACACGCUACUAGUCAAUGUUAUCCGCAUAAACAAACCACAUAGUUUAAGCAGGUCGGCACUUUUGUGCCUCUUUUGCUAGCCAAAUCGAGAGACGAACGGUUCGGCUAGAGCAAAGAAGAAGCCAUAAACGGGCAAGAGUUAACUCAAUCGAAAUGGGCGUACUUAUCUUAGUUAAAUACGCGAACGAACGAAAGUGCGCAAUCUUAGUCUGAAGGUUUAUAAGGUGCGAGUCGUUGAAUGUUAAGACGAAACUGGUUUCCCCUGACAAAUCUCCUCGGUUUAAUCUUGGAAAUAUCACUCCAAUCAGACAGCAUCGAUACGCAACUAAAGUUGAUUAGAAAUCAAACCACAGGCGAUAACAUAUAGAGAGCGAAACCCGACUAAGUCUGUUAGCUGUUAAAUGGU